Molecule: messenger RNA, 1053 nt
Organism: Emericellopsis atlantica
Lineage: Eukaryota; Fungi; Ascomycota; Sordariomycetes; Hypocreales; Bionectriaceae
Exons: 4
Coding region: 1-1053 (350 amino acids)
Source: RefSeq, a predicted model, not a curated record
AUGGCUAUUUCAAAGGAGGGCAAGCUGCGUCUGUAUCGAGCUUCUGCCUCUAUCGACUUAUUCACGAUAGCGGCAUGCGACUCGCAGGCCCGAGUACCAGGUAAGUACGGACAGAGUGAGGGGACCGGGACAGGCGGCCACAACAUGACGUCGUUCCGUCGUUCCAGUUGGCACUUGAACCAUCCAACAAUGAGUUCUCCUGAUCCAGCGGACGAUAAUCUCUUCAAGACGAAUAUGGACGCAGAUACGGUCUCUGAUCGGCUCACGGCCAUAGUUCCUCCGAACCAGGAGUUGCAGACUGUCGUUAAGACUGAAGAGGAGGAGCACCCCUGGCGUGCCAGUCGCUCGCAAGCACUUAAAGUUCCACUCCUGAGAACUUGGGAUUAUAAGUCUGAAAGCCGGCUGAAUGCUGACAACUGUCUGAUGUCAAGAGCGCCGGAACAUCGACUCGAUACUUUCGAAUAUCGAAAGAAAUCUUUGUCUACCCACCUUGACCACAAGCAUCGGGAACCAACCCCGUUUAUCCCAUUCACAACCUCGGCCACAGAACUCGAAGAGUUAGCAAAAUUCAGGGCUGAGCGACCUGGAAGGGGUGCGCAAAAACUGACAGUCGUUGAUCCAACCGUUCGGCUGGCGGCUGGUCUUCCUGUUCUCAAUGCUGCUGCUGAGAUGAACUAUUACGGCAUCCCUGACCCGUACGGAAAAUCGAACCGGUACUAUGAGGACCAUUAUCUCUGUUUGUGGCAGGUCUCUAGCGAUGAGGUAGUUGGGACUUGGGAUUGGGACGUACUUGUUACCAAUAGAGAUUGGUACGACGAGGUGGUGAUGCCUGCUUUCAGGCGCAGAUUGGCAACCCAGCCGCCGCAUGAGGAGCAAGAUGAACUGUCGGCCGAUUUGGCCAGGCUUUCUGUCACAAGCGACCAUUUCGACUCAAUGUAUAGUUCCAGCGGUUCGGACUCGAGCCAUCCCGAGUGUUCAUGGGACACUGAUGAUGAAGCCGAAGAAUCGAAUGCAGCUGAUGAUAAUAUCAGGUUCAUUGAAGACAAUUGGUGA